AAAAAAACUUAUAUAGUCAGUGUUGGUUAUCUGUAUUUUAUCUUGAAGGUGAAUUCUGAGGUAGCAAUGCAUUGUGGGUAGCGGAAGCAGAGCUUAGUGGAGGAAAAACGUUUGUAGCGAAAAACCUGCCAAUCCAUGCUUAAACUUCACCUCCUGUGUCCUAAAUCUUUAUUUGCACCUUCGAAAGCAAUGGCUUUUCACUCGACCUUGUUCAUUGAGCUUUCAAGCCACAAUUGUAAAGAAUUGUAAGCUGUCAAGAAGACUGUAAUAAAGGAGCAAGACGCUCGGUUCCUGGCUCAUGAAUAUCGAGUUUGGCUUGCUGUUGAUCUGCGUUAACAUACACAGUGUAUCCAACACGUAGUGAUAACAGUACAAUAUUUGUUGUAUACAUAACAUUGUAGAGUGCAGUGAUGGAGUCUAUGUGGUAUACAAGGAAUUCUCAGAUAAAUCUUUGUUCUUUGAUUAUCCAUUUAACUCUGACUAUCUGAAUAUUUAUAAAAUUUCACAAACAUCAGAUUCAUUCAAGUGUGUUAAAGUGUCAGAGCUUGUUGUAAAAUGUACUGUUUUGCCUCAUAGAGAUGGUUUUGUGGCCAUACCAAUGUUCCAUGCCUUUUAGGGACACAUCAGAUUUUUCUCUGUACCUGUUUAUUGUCCUUGCUGGCAGUAUAACUUAAUAGCUAUUAAGGCUGUUUUUUUCUAACAGGCAUUUAAAAUGUCGAGGAUGAUACCAUUUUGUUAUAUUAUUUUCUAAGCAAAGCAAUUGUGGUAGUGUUGCUGGUUGCAGCUCUUUUUUUUGUUAUUUGUUGUUGUUUGAUUUCUUUUUCCACUUCAAGAUGUUCCAUUUGGUCGAGUUCCAGAGCAACAAAGCAGUAGCAGUAGUACCAGAAAACUGGUGCUGUGAUGGUGCUACCUACUGGCCCAACUAUAGAAAUGAUGAAAGAGUGGAUAAGGCAGUAAAAAAUGUAGAGGAACCAGGACCAGACUGGAAGACAUACGAUAUCAGAAUUAUCAAAUCAUGUGAUCAGUACUUUGAGGCACGACAGCUUCUGAAGAAAUCGCUUACAUGCAGCACAUCAGACCUUCAGUCAGAAGAGGAAGAGGAGGAAAUACGACCAAAAAGGAAGCCAAAGGCAAUUCAUUUCUUUGGGGACUCUGACAGUGACACAGAAGAAGUUUACCUGAAAAGGAAAGCCAGAGCUGCAGUAAGACGCCCACUACAACCACCUGCUCCAGAUAUCCAACCACCACCUUUCACUGGAGCUAGCAUCCACACAAUUGCUUCUUCUGCAAAAACUCCAUCACCACCACUGCUUGCCCAGAUGGAAAAUAGACCAAGAGAUGAGCCAACUCCUUCUUCAAGCCAUGUCUACAGGCCUACUUGGAAAGGGGGACGGUAUGGCUCAGACACAAUUACCUGCUCUGCUGCAGAAGUUCAAAUAUUGAGCUUACUGGAGUACAUUAAACACCAACAAGACCAAUUAACCACCAAAGUAAACUAUCUGACCAACAAGCUGAACUCAACUGUCCAAGAAAGAGAAAUACCUGACCCUGUACAGUUUCCACUACAAUCAAUGGAGGAAGUGGAGAAUUUUGAGAAAUGGCUCAAAGAUCCUGCUAACUCUCACCUGAAGCAGAGUGUGAUUUCUUCACUGGCAGCCAUCGGGGGGCUGAUGCAAGAAGUAUCACAUGGAACAUUCUUUCCCGCAUGUUCCACAGUGACAUUGGACAGAAGAUAAAUUGGACAGGGGCCAAUGGAAAGGGAGGUUUCUCCCAGAUGGCAUCAAAAACAGUACUCUUGGAUGCAGUAAGAAAGACCCACGUGUCCCGUGCUGCCACAGAAGAGGAGAUUCGGAAACAUGCCAUACGAUGGUUCAAUCUGGCAGCAGACAGAGGAAGAAGGCGGCGUCCUCCUGUUACCAUCCCGAAUCAAUGCUGAGGACUUCAGUUUGUUAUUGUUACUGUUAUUGUUCCAAAAAUGGUUAUCUUUCAGUUAUUUGUCUGUUAAUGUUUUAAUGAAGUACAGUAAUGAAUCAAUGCAUCACCUGCUUAAUUAAUUUGUGAUAGUAUUUCCUUUCUUUGCCAUUUUACUUUUUCCUUUACUGCAUUUUGUUAAAGAAUAAAGAAGUGUUAAAGGAUUUAUAGUAAAUAA
Molecule: messenger RNA, 2149 nt
Organism: Archocentrus centrarchus (flier cichlid)
Lineage: Eukaryota; Metazoa; Chordata; Actinopteri; Cichliformes; Cichlidae
Exons: 7
Coding region: 834-1736 (300 amino acids)
Source: RefSeq, a predicted model, not a curated record